AUGGGCAUAACCGAGGCCGCUGAUAGAAUAGCUUUGGCAGUAUUCGAGCUUGAUGAUGAGGCUGACCAUUGGUGGGAGUUAAUCAAGAACACUCGUGAUGUAGCAAGCCUAUCAUGGAACCAGUUCAGGGAACUAUUCCUAAAUAAAUAUUUUCCAUGUACUAUCCGCCGAGAACGAGUCAAGGAAUUCCAAAACUUUGAACAAGGAAAUAUGACCGUGACCCAGUAUGCUGCAAAAUUUGAAGAGCUAGCCCGUUAUGCAACUAGAUACGUAGCAAAUGAUGAAGAGAAAGCAAGGAUGUUCGAGUGGGGACUGAACCUUACAAUCAGGGGAAGAGUUCUUCCGCAACGACUCUCCUCAUAUGCUGAGGUGUUGGAGACGGCAUUAGAAUCUGAAAGGGAAGUAAACGACGCCAGGAAAGCUCGGAACAUGAGAAAAGGGAGUCAGGCGUCUAUUGGACCUCAGAGGAACCAAAAUUUGAAGAGCUAG
Messenger RNA from Camellia sinensis, 489 nucleotides. NCBI's taxonomy places the organism in Eukaryota, Viridiplantae, Streptophyta, Magnoliopsida, Ericales, Theaceae. The record is from RefSeq and is a predicted model, not a curated record.